Molecule: messenger RNA, 1116 nt
Organism: Mangifera indica (mango)
Lineage: Eukaryota; Viridiplantae; Streptophyta; Magnoliopsida; Sapindales; Anacardiaceae
Product: zinc finger protein ZAT10-like
Exons: 1
Coding region: 173-901 (242 amino acids)
Biological process (GO): response to stress
Molecular function (GO): DNA-binding transcription factor activity
Source: RefSeq, a predicted model, not a curated record
GUCUUCACCUUCCCCCCACCUCCAACCCAUCUCCACUACUACUCUUUCUUUAGUUGACCGACUUCACUCAUUUUUUCCUAUAUAUAAACCUCCCCACUCUCACUCUUUCUUACCCAUUAAUUCAUUCAACAUCUUUCUCUGCAAGAAAAGCAAAGAGACCUUUUCAAUUUCAAUGGCUCUUCAAGCUUUGAAUUCUCCUACUGCUGCCACUCAGCCCUUCAGUCAUGAAGACUCAUGGACCAAAAGAAAAAGAUCAAAGCGCCCCAGAAGCGAAUCUCCAGCUUCCAGUGAGGAGGAGUACUUGGCUCUUUGUCUUAUCAUGCUUGCUCGCGGCGGAGCCACCACCUCCACUGGUGGUAACCCAUCUUCUUCAUCACUUGAAAAACAGGAAGAUCAGCAGUUCCCGGAGCCUCCGAGUUUGAAACUUUCUUACAAGUGUGCUGUAUGCAACAAGGCUUUUCCUUCUUACCAAGCUUUAGGUGGACACAAGGCCAGCCACCGCAAGAACUCCACCGAGACGUCAAUCUCCUCCACCUCCCACGCCGCUGCCGCUGUUUCCGGUGAAGUCAACACGGUCGCUGCCACCUCCAGCAGUGGGAGUGGAAGGAGUCAUGAGUGCUCAAUCUGUCACAAGACUUUUUCUUCGGGUCAAGCCUUGGGGGGCCACAAGCGUUGCCACUACGAAGGCGGCAACAACAACAACAACAACAAUAUCAAUGCCUCCUCCGUGAAUGCAACCGCCAGUGUUUCGUUUUCUGAAGGCGGUGGGUCAAGCAGUCAACGGGGGUUUGACCUGAACUUGCCGGCCUUGCCGGAGUUCUGGUCUCAGGAAGUGGAAAGUCCUUUGCCAACAAAGAAACCCAAGUUCUUCAUGAAUCAACAACAGAUUGCAAGAUGUUAGACUAGUCCUUCGCAAAGAUUGAUUGAAUUUAGAAUUAUAGAUUAUAUAUGAAAAUUGUUUGUUCAGUUUGGGUUAUGUUUCAUUUAGUUAAACUCUAUAUGUACAGAGGAUCUGUCUUUCUAGUGUGAUUCAUUCAUUCAUUCUUUUAGUACUAGAUUUUGAUUGUAAAAGAUUACAUCUCUAUUUCAGAUAUGAAUGAAUUUAUUUUCCAAUCA